This is a messenger RNA of Dimorphilus gyrociliatus, 2830 nucleotides long. NCBI's taxonomy places the organism in Eukaryota, Metazoa, Annelida, Polychaeta, Dinophilidae. The record is from the annotation of a GenBank genome assembly.
AAACAUUAAAAAAUAUUACACAUUUCAAAAGAAAUUGCUUCCAGGUCAUUGUAUUAAUAAGAUAUGUUCUGACAUUCUAAAUAUUUUCCUUUCUCACACUUAAUUCGUGAGAAAUAAUCAGCUGAUUACUGCUUUAAUUCUAGCGGAUGGAAUGACCAUUUUUUAUCCAAAAACUCUUUGAUCUGUUGUAAUUUGUGGUUUGUUAAGUGUUUACAUCCCAGCUCAUUAACGUUAUUCAUCUCAAUUUCUUUCCACACUAAAGAAUUUUUAGCAUUCGAAGUUGGAUUAAUUCGUAUAUAAAUGAAAACUCUUAGUAUAGGUGAGCAUUGAAUUUUAAAAAGUCAUUGUUUAAACAGACAAAGUGCUGAAAGAGGGUAUGUCUUAGAUCAAAACACACUUGCCCUUUUUCAUCGCUUGUCUAUUUUUGUUUAUACUUUUUAUACUUUCAUUCGUCAAUGUACCAUAAUUCUUCAUAUGGAACUCAGAAGAAUCACACAAAAAAUUGUCUUAUUAUCGUUUUACGAUGAUAUGCUGAGAAAAAUUGUGAAAACAAGACAAAGAAGUAUCUCGAUAGUUCAGACUAACCAAAAUCCGUGGAUUAUGUCGCAAAAAGAGGCAGAGAAAAAAUUUCGAAAUCAGCCGAAGUCUGUUAUGGAUAUUGUUAGAUCUUAUGCGAAUAACUCAACUUCCCAUGGUUUACCUAAAGUUGUACGAUCGAAAACUUAUUUAGCAUCUGCCUUUUGGAUUACAGUGUGCCUUGCAACUGUUUCUCUCUUUACGUGGCAAUCAGUUGGCUUGCUGAGAAAGUAUAAGAGUUAUCCGAAGUCUGUUCGUCUCGAAGUUGCUAAUCAGCCUGUUGUUUUCCCUGCCAUAUCCAUUUGCAAUUUAAGGCCCAUAGACGUCUACACCUUUGGUGAUGUUGUUUAUCACGAAAAUGAAACUUUCAGAUGGAGUGUAGGAGAGGAUUAUGACUACACAGGCAGGGGAGAAUCAACAGUCUCUACUUUUGAACGUAUGAUGAUAGACUACGGCAAUAAAUAUUCAUCUUAUUAUACUUAUUCAGAAAUAUUCGCCCAAAAUGCGAAGGAUUCAAACUUUCUUUGGGAAGCUGAUCGUAAUCUCUUUAGUAGAAUGACACUGGCUGCAAAUUUAAAUUCAACGGCGGCUCAACAAGGAGGUAUUCGAAAGGAAGAAUUUAUUGCAAGUUGUGAAUAUCAUGGUCUUAAGUGUAACUCUUCAGAUUUUUCUUGGUUUUUAGAUCCGGCAUUCUUCAAUUGUUAUACUCUAAAUAUCUCCCAAAGUGGAGGAACAAUAUUAGAAGGUCCUGAAAAUGGACUCUCAGUUAUACUAUUUAAUCCUACAAUGUCAAUAAUGAAUUAUUCUAAUUAUGCUGCCUCCGGUCUAGCAAUGUACAAUGAAUUAACUUUAGGGGGAGAAGGUAUACGACUAGUUAUUCAUUCCAUCAAUACGGUACCUUAUCCACUUACGGAAGGAAUAGAUAUACCUCGAGGUGUUUCUGCCAAUAUUGGAAUCAGGGUUCAACAGAAUGAAAGACUUGGCCCUCCCCAUGGAAAUUGUACCAAACAGGAUAAUUUACGAGGUUCAAGCUAUAGUUAUACGAUGGCUUCGUGCAAGAAAGCCUGCUUGCAAGACAUUGUAAUUGAUCGCUGUUCAUGUGCAGAUGUGAGUUUACCUUUUGUUGUAAAGGAUUCUAUUAAGUUUUGUGCUUCGUUUGAUGAAAUUCCUUUGGAUUGUCGAGGAAAGCAGACUAUCCAUGCUAAUUACAAAAAAUGUAAAGCUUACUUUUCAAAAUGGUUUGAGAGAGUAGAAUGUAUGAGGAGUACUCGAUCUAAUGUGUCUCAAAACCUCUCAGCUUGGCAGUCGUGCGAAUGUCUACCCCCCUGCACGAAUUCUGAUUACAGUUCGUAUUAUUCUUUAGCAGAUUGGCCUAUUCAAGAGACAUCGAAGACGCUAAUUGAUGAUAUUCUAAAGAAGAAAAACUUUCUAAAACAUUUUCCUGAAGAAAAGAGACAAAAAUAUUUUUCUCAAUUUCUUGAGGAUCCAAUAAAAAUAUCAGCGUAUAAAGAGUUUAUUCAGGAAAAAAAUUUUCUCCGACUGAAUGUAUUUAUUUCGGAUACGACUGUUGUUAAGAUUACCGAAACCGACGAUUAUAAUUUUAUUCAAUUAGUAUCUGAUCUUGGUGGCCAAUUGGGUUUAUGGAUUGGCGUUUCCGUUGUUACGUUAAUGGAAAUAAUAGAACUUAUUUAUGCAAUAUUCAGACACAUUUUCUUUAAAAAAACCAAAAUAGUAAAUUCAAAUGUAAUUCAAGUUGUGGCAAAAGAGAAUAUAACAAAUGGAAAUAACGACCAAAAAUUCUGAGCAGAAUAUGUAUAAAAAACUAAAUAAUAUACCUUGUCUAAAAACUUGAUCAUCACAUUUUUAAGUUUCUUAAAGAAUGUAGUAAUGUUUGCGUGUAAAAAAGAGCAUUAGUAUUUUAUGUAUAUAUCAAAUAAUCUCUAUGUUACAAUUAAAUAUUCAGUCGCCCCUAAUUCAAGGAUUGUCUCAAAAAAAAAAAUUAUUUGUGGCAAAGUUAAUACGUUGUAUUUUUAUAGAGAUUAGAAGCAAAAAAUAUAUUGAAUAGUUAUAUACUCAAAAUACACACAGAUGGGCGAAGCAAGUGCUAUUUUCGUCUAUGUUUUAUAAGAAAAAAAUAAAUUACCUUGUAACAAUUAAGACAACUUUUUCCUCUAUUUGAUAUUUAGUCCGUAUCGACAGCAUUAUGGAGAGCCUAUCAAGUACUAUAUGAUUGUUUACUCAAUGGUAGAAAUAG